CUCGGCCCUUCCUCAGAAAAGGCAGAGAUCUCUACAGCUCCAGGGCCCCCUGAUCCAUGUUUCACCCCCCUCUUAACGUGCAAAACUGCUACUUGUAUAGUAGCUACGUGGGAGAGCCCGCCGUGUAAUGGGGCAGAAGUUAGCGAAUAUAGACUGGAAUGGGGACAAAUGGAGGGAUCUAUGCAUAUAGUUUAUACUGGCCCUCUGCUGUGCUAUGAAGUGAAGGGACUUUCCCCUGCAACUACUUAUUAUUGCAGAGUACAGGCUGUGAAUCUGGCUGGCCCUGGACUAUUUGGGGAAAUCGGCACAGUGACGACCCCAGCUUCAGUGCCAGCUGCGGUGGCAGUAUUGAACCUGCUUGACGAAGAUCAGCUGGAAGGCCCUCUUCCCCUCUCCACGUGCCUUGCUCUUCACUGGGAGGAGCCUUGCUGCCAUGGGGCAGAGAUCAUUGGCUACCACAUAGAGUAUGGGGAGAAACAGGCCUUAACGGUCAACAGAGUCACAAGCCAUGUCCUAGAGAACCUGCAACCUGACACUUUAUACAGAAUCCGAAUUCAGGCCUUCAACAGUCUUGGAACUGGUCCUUUCAGUCCAUCCAUCAAAGCGAAAACCAAGCCUUUACCUCCGGAUCCUCCGCACCUGGAAUGCGUGGUCUUCAGUUACCAGAGCCUUAAGCUGAAGUGGGGGGAAGGUCCUAGCAGGGCUUUAAUUGCCAACCCCACCCAGUUCAAUUUACAAAUGGAAGACAGGCUGGGCAGAACCAACUGUUUGCACUUUGAAACGUCGUUGAAGUUCGUUCGGGGGAUAUAUGCACGCUAUUUGCUAUCAUUAGCUAAAAGGAGGGCAAUCUAUAGCAUGAAUGUUUUAACUUCCAACUUGUUCCAAAUUGCAGCACCCAAAGUCCACCAGCUGGGAGACAAUGUCUGUGAAGUCACCUGGGAGCCUUUACAGCCAAUGAAGGGUGAUGCCAUUGUUUACAUAUUGCAGCUUGCCACUGGGAGGGAAGCGGAUCAGAUCUACAAGGGACCAGAUACUUUCUACCGCGUCUCCAACGUGCAAACAAACUGUGAAUACCGAUUCAGGGUGUGCGCUGGGCGCCAGCAUCAGGACUCCACUGGAUGGCAGGAACUCUUUGGCCCGUACAGCCCAAGCACCGCCUUCUCAUCUCAAAAGCAGGAGCUGCUUUCUCCGUCUUCGGAGCCGGCUCCGGAGCUCCUGAAAAGCAAGCGGAAGCCCCUCAGCGACGAACAGUUUGCGUUCCUGCUCCUUGUCAUCUUCGCCACGGUUGCCAUUUUGUUUGCCGUUAUCAUUCAGUACUUUGUGAUCAAGUAAGUCACGAGAAGCGACUUCAUCACUCAGCUUAUAAUUUUUCAUAUGGAAGUUUUACGCCUUGGGUAUUUAUGUAAAUUCCAAUUAAAAUGCUAGCUGGGAAUGAUGGAAUUAAAAAAAAGACACCCAUUUCCAAUUUUUUUGCUGCUGAGUAACAGGUUGGAUGGACAGGAUGCCUUCCCCCCUCCUCUCCUCCCCGUCACCACCUUCCCCCUUCAGGAGGUGGGGGGGCGAAGCAACCCGGGGGGAGAGGAGGAAGGGCAGAACUGACGCGAAGAACAUCCCUAGGACAGCACGGUGGUGCAUCUUCUGAUCAGGGUUAGCUGUUGAAAACAGCAAAAAAAACAAAAAAAUGCUGCCUUAAUUCUCAAGAGUUUUGACUUAAUUUUCACAGUAAGUCCUGAAUUCUCAAGCCCAGAGAGAAGGGGGGCAGGGGGGUGGCAGGAGACGAGCCCUGGCAUUUGGGGACCAUGAGAUGUAGCAGCAAAGAUGCUUACGACGCUUAAAAAAACCGACAGUCCUGUAUUCUAGGAUGCAGCAGGAAGAAACCAGCUCAGAUAUGCUGUAGAUAAAAAAAAAUCCCUACUCAAAUGACUUUUAGAGAUAGCGCAAUGUUAAUUUUUCCAGUUCUUUUAACGGGGGAAUGUGUGUCUGUGUGUUGGGGGGAUGGGACACACUCUCCCUUCUAGGGUAGCAGCUGUGAGCUUUUUGAGUUUUUAAAUCUACGGAGUCCAAGGUGUCCAAUUCACCCGGACGCAGAGAGAUUUGCGUUGGUCUUGAAAUGUGGCGAGAGGGCCUCCCUUUCCCCCCACCCAACUUCCGGAAAUGUCCCAUUUCUGAUCGAGAUGCUUUCUCUCUCUCGUUGGUUUAAAAAAAUUAAAAGAAACUCCAAACGGUUGGCCCAACUCAACAUCUCCUCUCUGUGCCUGAGAGACUUAAGAAACACCCUGUGCUUCUGACUUUAAAGAGAGAGAAAAAAAAUAAAACCACUGCAGCGUUGGUUUUCUUUGUUUUCCAAGGGGAAAAAAAAGCACAGCAUUUUUUUUGUCUUUAAUGAGAACAAAAAAAAAAGUGCAUUUAUGAUAAAUGUUUCACUAUUUGGCUCAAACUGAGCAAAAAUGUUUUUUGUACUAUUCUUAACAUGGAAUUAAAAAAGUCGACUCUCUGGGGGAUUUUUUUUUUUUUUUAGUUGUGUUUCUCGGGGCCGUCUUCUAACGUCAUCCGCUUGAUUAAGUCAUGUGUGAAAAUUACUUCCCCCUCCUCCUUUCUCUCCCUUCCCCCCCCCCCCAAAAAAAAGGUUAGGUCUUAAGUUUUA
Thamnophis sirtalis is the source of this 2644-nucleotide messenger RNA. Lineage: Eukaryota; Metazoa; Chordata; Lepidosauria; Squamata; Natricidae. The record is from RefSeq and is a predicted model, not a curated record.